AUGGCCGAUAACUCGCCUGAGAAGCCCGACGCCGCCGCGCCCGUUGUCGGCAACGAGGACGUGCCUGAUUCUGGAGCCAAGGUUGCUGGCGAGGGCGAAUUGACUGCCAAGGCUGCGGUCAAGUCUGAGGGAGACGCAGUCAUGGAAGAAGCAAAGGGCGCUGAAG
This is a messenger RNA of Trichoderma reesei QM6a, 166 nucleotides long. RefSeq lists its product as uncharacterized. The transcript has a single exon. The annotation marks the transcript as partial. The record is from RefSeq and is a predicted model, not a curated record. Lineage: Eukaryota; Fungi; Ascomycota; Sordariomycetes; Hypocreales; Hypocreaceae.